AUGGUUUCUUCACAACUGGACGAUCACUUGAUUCAUCGGCGAUAUUAUUAUUAUGAUCCAAAAAGGGAUUUCGCUAAUCUUCGUGAUGGAAGAGUUAUACCUGAUGAAGAAAGAGAAUUGAUUCACAUUCAAUAUAUGCCUGUGAAUGAUGAUAAUGAUAGUGAUGACGACGAUAAUAAUAAUUCUGGUAAUGAAAGCAAUGAGAGAGAAAGUGAAGCGGAAACAUACAUAAGUGAUGAACAACUUCCAUCACUAUCAGAUGAUGAUAGUAUUAUUCACUGGGACGAUGAUAUGGAUCCUAAUGAAUUGCUACCACGGUUGGUUCAUGGUGAUAACAGUGAUAACGAUGAUGAUGAAUUUGUUAACAGAAGUGGAAAUUUGACCAAUUCACGAACUGCUCAAACAAAGCUAAUUAUUUUUUCUUUUGGUUUUUUUUUUUGUAGGAUUGAAGAUUUUACCAUUUCUGAAUAUUAA
Brugia malayi is the source of this 474-nucleotide messenger RNA. RefSeq lists its product as uncharacterized. The record is from RefSeq and is a predicted model, not a curated record. The coding region runs from base 1 to 474 and encodes 157 amino acids. Lineage: Eukaryota; Metazoa; Nematoda; Chromadorea; Rhabditida; Onchocercidae. The transcript has 3 exons.